This is a messenger RNA of Diaporthe batatas, 1113 nucleotides long. RefSeq lists its product as uncharacterized. The transcript is spliced from 4 exons. Bases 1 to 1113 code for a protein of 370 amino acids. The record is from RefSeq and is a predicted model, not a curated record. Gene Ontology annotation, molecular function: zinc ion binding; oxidoreductase activity. Lineage: Eukaryota; Fungi; Ascomycota; Sordariomycetes; Diaporthales; Diaporthaceae.
AUGUUGGCUACUGCACAGAUCCACCAAACACAGGCGAUUGUCUGCCGCCCACCCCAAGACGGCGCGAGGACGUGGGUCCUCGAGGAUGUGGCCCUGUCGGCUCCCGCAGAGGACGAGGUCAUAGUCGAGAUGGUGGCCACCGGGAUCUGCCACUCUGACAUCCGCUGCGGCAGCGGGACUGAUGGGGAGGCGCUACUCGGCCUGCCGCCGUACCCGCGGGUUCUCGGCCACGAAGGCGCCGGCGUGGUCAAGUCCGUCGGGUCAAAGGUCACCAAGGUCAAGGACGGCGACAGGGUCCUCCUGUCCAUGUCGUUCUGCGAGGAGUGCCACUGCUGCAAGGCCGGCGGCCCCGGGUUCUGCAAGAAGUGGGGGCAGAUCAACAUGGGCGGCGUCAAGGACGCCUUCUCCAGCCUCCAGAACCCCGGGGAGGCGGUCGGCGGCUCCUUCUUUGGGCAGUCGAGCUUCUCGCGGCUGACGAGGGUCAAGCAGUGCUCCGUGGUCAGGGUCACCGGCCUGGUCGACAACGACGAGGAGCUGAAGCUCCUGGCGCCGCUCGGCUGCGGGAUCCAGACCGGCGCCGGGACGAUGACCAAGCUCGCCGACGCCCAGCCGGAGGACACCGUUGCGGUCCUCGGGCUCGGCGCGGUGGGCUUGUCGGGCAUCAUGGCCGCCAAGAUCAGAGGGUGCAGGAUGAUCAUCGCCGUCGACAGGGUCCCGUCGAGGCUCGAGCUGGCCAAGAGCGUGGGGGCCACUCACACGAUAAACACGAGCACCAUCAAGGGUACCCUGACAGAGGAGGUCAGAGGGAUCACCGGGGGGGUCGGGACGACCAUCACGAUGGACGCCUCAGCGGCAGCUCCGUUGAUCCGGCAGGCCUUGGAGUUCACGGCCAAUCAGGGGAAAACAUUCCUCCUCACCACGCCGCCGAAGGAUCCAGUGUUGCAGCUCGACCUUUCCUCCCUGAUCUUUUACAUUCCGACCAUGAUCCAGUGGUACAAGGACGGAGAGUUCCCCGUGGAGAAGCUGGUCAAGUUCUACCCGGCCCAAGAUCACCUCCAGGCGGUCAAGGACAUGGAGGAUGGCACCACGGUCAAGCCGAUUCUUUUGUGGUGA